Puccinia triticina is the source of this 642-nucleotide messenger RNA. RefSeq lists its product as uncharacterized. The record is from RefSeq and is a predicted model, not a curated record. Gene Ontology annotation, cellular component: nucleus. The transcript has 7 exons. NCBI's taxonomy places the organism in Eukaryota, Fungi, Basidiomycota, Pucciniomycetes, Pucciniales, Pucciniaceae. The coding region runs from base 1 to 642 and encodes 213 amino acids.
AUGGCGAACCCGCAUCAGCACUCCUGCUGCUCACACGAAGCUCACAACCAGGACGACCAGCACAUCAAACCCGGAGAAGGAAACCAAGAUUUUUUGUUUUCAAAGAUUGCUCUUGAUCAAGUGACAGGCUACAACGUCGAGCCCAAUCAUCCGGCGAAAUCGUGUAUAAAACCAUGGGACGAUCGACUGGACGAUGCUCAAUUUACCGAAUCCGAUAUGGACCAGCAAAUGAUCAUCCAGAUACCAUUCACUGGCUCGGUGAAACUGAGGACCGUAAUUAUCAGAACUGUACCUGGUCAAUUUCGUCCCACUCAUGCCCAUCUAUAUGCAAACGAACCUAACUUGGAUUUCGAUACUCUCGAAUCAAGAAAACCGAUUCAAGUUCUAGACAUCCCAGAGACAAACGAAGUGGUUGAAUUUCCAGUCAGAGUCGCCAAGUUUUCUUCGGUAACUUCACUGUCAAUCUUUUUCAAUUCCACUUCACCCGGAGCCGAUAAAAGUCAAGUAUAUUUCUUAGGCUUUAAAGGCGAAUUCACGAAUCUAUCGCGUAAACCGGUCAUCGCAAUUUACGAAGCCCAAGCCAAUCCAACCGACCACGAGAAAAUCAAUGGCUUGAACGAUUCAGUUCACCACGCCAUUUAA